Molecule: messenger RNA, 4660 nt
Organism: Microtus oregoni (creeping vole)
Lineage: Eukaryota; Metazoa; Chordata; Mammalia; Rodentia; Cricetidae
Gene: Klhl21
Product: kelch like family member 21
Exons: 4
Coding region: 702-2495 (597 amino acids)
Biological process (GO): protein ubiquitination
Molecular function (GO): protein binding
Source: RefSeq, a predicted model, not a curated record
UGCAGACUUGUUCCUACCCACAGUGAGUAGCCUGAAGGAGUAGGUUCGGAAAGUAAACUACUGCUUUUAUGCUGACCAGACUUGACUGCUCGCUUUGAACUCAGGCAUGAACACAGUGGAGGAGCGCCUUCCUGGAAUCUGGCCCGGUUUUUCUUAAACGCGCCAAAAAAAAAAAAAAAAGACAACGAAGCUCUUGGACUUGUUCGUGCUUUGGUGCUGAAUUGUGCAAAUACUACUUUUGAAAUCUGACGGGGGGGCAUAAGUAACUACCCCGGAGCCAACGGAACUGAAAACAGGAUCAUCCUACCCAGAUGUCCUGAGGUUCCCAGGAGCGCAACAGGGAAUCUGGAACCAAAGGAGUGAUUGUGGAUUCGGGAGCCAAGCUCGCCUCUCCGGGCCUAACUCUGCAAACCGCUGGGCUGGACGGUGGUUAGCACACCUGGGAGCCCGCACUUGUCACCCGCCGUUGCCAGCUAAGCGUCCGCGGAGGCGGUUGAAAGUCCCGGAAGGGCAGAAAGGGAGCCGGCGUAGGCGGCCGUGACUCAACCAGCCAGCAGCGCUGGGGAUAAAAGGGUUAAGUGGGCGUGGUCCGUGGUGUUCCGCCCCGGCAGACCCCGCCCACGGAGGCCGCGGCUGGCGUGCAUAUUUAUAGAGGCGGUGCCCGGGGAGCCAGGGCGUCCCUGUGCCCGCAGUCCCGCGUCAUGGAGCGGCCGGCGCCCUUGGCCGUGCUGCCCUUCUCCGAUCCCGCGCACGCCCUGAGCCUGCUGCGCGGCUUGAGUCAACUACGCGCCGAGCGCAAGUUCCUGGACGUGACCCUGGAGGCGGCGGGCGGCCGCGACUUCCCCGCGCACCGCGCCGUGCUAGCGGCCGCUAGUCCCUACUUCCGCGCCAUGUUCGCGGGGCAGCUGCGCGAGAGCCGCGCCGAGCGCGUGCGCCUGCACGGGGUGCCGCCCGAUAUGCUGCAGCUGCUCCUGGACUUCAGCUACACCGGCAGAGUGGCCGUGAGCGGCGACAACGCCGAGCCGCUACUGCGCGCCGCGGACCUGCUGCAGUUCCCCGCCGUGAAGGAAGCGUGCGGCGCCUUCCUGCAGCAGCAGCUCGACCUGGCCAACUGCCUGGACAUGCAGGACUUUGCCGAGGCCUUCAGCUGCUCGGGGCUGGCUAGCGCGGCGCAGCGCUUUAUCCUGCGCCACGUGGGCGAGCUGGGCGCCGAGCAGUUGGAGAGGCUGCCGCUGGCCCGCCUGCUGCGCUACCUGCGCGACGACGGACUGUGCGUGCCCAAGGAGGAGGCGGCCUACCAGCUGGCACUGCGCUGGGUCCGCGCCGACCCGCCGCGCCGCGCGGCGCACUGGCCGCAGCUGCUGGAGGCCGUGCGCCUUCCCUUCGUGCGCCGCUUCUACCUGCUGGCACACGUGGAGGCCGAGCCGCUGGUGGCGCGCUGCCCGCCUUGCCUGCGCCUGCUGCGCGAGGCCCGCGACUUCCAGGCGGCACGCUACGACCGACACGACCGCGGGCCCUGCCCCCGCAUGCGUCCGCGCCCGUCCACCGGCCUAGCGGAGAUCCUGGUGCUGGUGGGAGGUUGCGACCAGGACUGCGAUGAGUUGGUCACCGUCGACUGCUACAAUCCGCAGACAGGCCAGUGGCGCUACCUGGCCGAGUUCCCCGACCACUUAGGCGGGGGCUACAGCAUCGUGGCGCUGGGCAAUGACAUCUACGUGACGGGCGGGUCUGAUGGCUCCCGGCUCUAUGACUGCGUGUGGCGAUACAACUCAAGUGUGAACGAGUGGACAGAGGUGGCACCCAUGCUCAAGGCCCGAGAGUACCACAGCUCUUCUGUUCUGGACGGGCUACUGUAUGUGGUGGCAGCCGACAGCACAGAGCGCUAUGACCAUGCCACCGACUCCUGGGAGGCUCUGCAGCCUAUGACCUACCCCAUGGACAACUGCUCCACCACCGCCUGCCGAGGCCGGCUGUACGCCAUCGGCUCCCUGGCGGGCAAGGAGACCAUGGUGAUACAAUGCUAUGACCCGGACACUGACCUGUGGUCACUGGUGGACUGUGGCCAGCUUCCACCUUGGUCCUUUGCGCCCAAGACUGUGACCCUGAAUGGUCUCAUGUACUUUGUCAGGGACGACUCUGCCGAGGUGGAUGUAUACAACCCCUCCAAGAAUGAAUGGGACAAGAUCCCGUCUAUGAAUCAGGUACAUGUUGGGGGCAGCCUGGCCGUCCUGGGAGGCAAGCUCUAUGUCUCUGGGGGAUAUGACAAUACAUUUGAACUCUCGGACGUGGUGGAGGCCUAUGACCCAGAGACCCGGGCAUGGAGUGUGGUGGGGCGGCUUCCGGAGCCCACCUUCUGGCAUGGUAGCGUGAGCAUCUUCCGUCAGUUCAUGCCACAGACACCAGCAGGGGGCCGUGGCUUUGAGCUGAAUAGUGGCAGCAGUGACAUGGAUGCAGGCCGCCACAGGCUGCCUCAGAACCCUGACGAGCUGCACUAGCCCAGGCCUGGCCCAAGGGAGGGCCUUUUCACAAGGGGCCUGGCACCUGCAGAGGAGCGGCCUCUCCUUUUUGCACAUGAACCGGAGCAGUGGCUCCUGGCUGCUGAAUGAGCCCUAGAGGUAUCGUGUGACGGUUCCUAUACACUCGGAGCCUGUGUCACAGCUUCUCGGGGCUGAAGCUGAUGGUGACCUGUGUGUGUGGUCAAGAACCAGUGGCUGCUCCACCAUCCUGUAUCUCUGCCUUCCAGAAGUUACCUCCAGCUUGUAGUAUCCAACUCACCGUGCAGUGUGCCUCUCCUUGCUGCCUCUUCCCGGGCCUGCUUGACCCAGGGCAGAAGGCAAGGGUCCCUAUGACAGAGUGGCCUGGCCUGGAACACUGGAGACCCAGGAAGACAAAGGCUACAACAGAGAGCUAAACUCCACCUCUAGCGCCAAGGCUCCCGGCAGCCAGGUCCAAGGAGCAUCAGUUCACCUAGCUUUGUAUGUCUCUUAGGCCUCACCAGACAGCAGGGUAGGCUUUCAGGAGUUGAGGACUGACUGAGCUGGGGGAUUAAACCACAGUGUGAGCUUGAAGGGGUCUGUUUCCAUAGUUCAUGCCCUCGCCUGGCCAGGAGGCCCUCCCUGGGGCUCUGUCCCAAGCCUGCAGGGGCAAGGCUAGAGGAAAAGACCGUGCCUCCUCGAGAAUCUCACUGAUACUUGGCCGAACGGACAGAUGCCGGGCCUGGGAGCGACGACUCCUGCUUCAAAAGGAAGCCAAGCGGGGCGGCCCCAGCACUUGGUUCUAGGUUUGAAAUGCUUGCGGUUUGAACUUGAAAAGAAGUAGAGGGGUUGGGAGAAGAGACAAGUGGCCCUGUCUGACUUGAAGAUGUACAGGUCACCAUUGUUAGACUUUUCCUGCCAUCGUGCGGGAGACAGGAUGUCUGAGAGCUCAGGCCCAGGUGCACGAGUAGCGAGACACCUGAGUCACAGCUCAGGGACCCCUGGGUUUCUUCCUGACCUUGAGUGGUUUCGUGGGUUUGGGGGCUGGGACCAUUCAAGGUACCCAGUGGCUUCUCUGCUCGAGUCUGUCAUGUUUCUUUGUGGAGAAGAGGGCGUUAGGACUGUCACGUUAGAGACAAAGCCAAGGUUCAGGGUGCGCUGGUGAACUUGGCUGACGGAUGAGGCUCCAGGAAUGGAGUGUCCCCAUCACACACCACAGCCAUCUUCUUGGCCAGGUGGCAGAAGAGGCUGCCUUAAUUUCCCAGGCACCUGCCUUCUUCCUGUUUGGUUUGAAAUCUGUUUCUAAAAUGCUCUCCCGGGCGCCUGACCCUGGGGAAGAUUGUGCCAGCCCAGGCCCACUGAUGCCCUAGGGCUCCUGUAGGGUGUGCGGCUGUGCUUUCUGUCCUCUGGUGCUGUCAGCCCAGCCCUCUAGUGCCUCUCCUUCCUCUUGGCCUAGUAAACUCUUUCCGUGAGCCUUAAGAGCUGUCACCCAGAGGUGUUGAUACUCCAUGAGGUGCCUUGGCAUGGCAGGGUGGAAUCUUGUGUAUCGGGAACUAAGCUCAGUGCUGGGGAAAGUAGCCUGGCCACCACUGUCAGGUCCUUUGGGGGACAGGCUAGGGGCUUCCCAGGGGAAGAGCUGCACUGCCGCACUCUCCUGUGACUGCAGUGGCUCCUGCCUUAUCGUGCACCCUUGCACAGGGCCCCUCUGCCCACCUCCAGAGAUACUCAGGUUUGCACAUCACGACCCACGUCUGGGUAGGCACUCACUGUGGUCCUCCCACUGGGAGUCCAGGACAGUCCCUCCCUCAGCUUCACCUUUGCCACGGGCUCUGGGCUGUAACCCAUCAUUUGACACAUGUCUACACACUAACAGGGAUGAAAGCUGGGCUACCUGGGUAUGGGAUUGUCCCUGUCACAUGUAUAAAGCUUUUAUAUGUCAGGAUAAAAUUAAGUUAUGAAAAGUUCUGUGCCUGGUAUUUGCUGAUCUAUAAGGUAUUUCUUAUAUUUAUGACUUCAGAGACUUGUGUAAUAAUGAAGGUCACCUUCCUUAGGUGACUAGCAUUCAGUCACACCAGUGGCUGGGGCAGAUUUGUAUAUUUAUUUCUGUCUACUCUCUAGGCUUCUGUGUCCAGCAUUCUAAGGUUUUAGGAUGCUCCCCUAUUUUUUGAAAUAAAAUGUUUCCUACA